This is a messenger RNA of Lecanosticta acicola, 901 nucleotides long. Lineage: Eukaryota; Fungi; Ascomycota; Dothideomycetes; Mycosphaerellales; Mycosphaerellaceae. The record is from the annotation of a GenBank genome assembly.
AUGGCAGGACUCGUCUCCGUCCCGGACAAGGACAUCCACUUCAUCGAAGCCAAGGCCGGUGAUACUUUCAAACUGGGCCCCAUCACCUGUCGUGUAAUGGAAGAUGGCUCCAACACCGGUACGCUGCAUUCCCCUUCAUCUCACGGCCCUUGACGGAUUCCCACAUGGCACCGCUCGAGCACUCUCCCUUUUCCUAUAGCCGCGAUAGCCUGCCUAUGCACGGGCUUGCUCGCACAACAUCCGCCUCGCCACAUGGCAGUGCUCGAGCAGCUUCACCGUGUCCGACGCGGUGUUUUCUCAAUAGCCGCCAUCUGCGGCCAUCACGUCUCCCAGCAUGCUCAACAUGACACCAGACGGAUGCAUACCUACCAUCACCAUCAUCAGUCACCUCAGACAGCUCAUCAUUCCCCCUUCCAUCCAUCCAAAACCACUGCACUGCAUAUUUCCCACAUCCACCCCAAGACUAAAAACUAACAGUCCCGCGACACCCGCAGACAAUCGCCUCGGCGUAGCAGAACUAAUCAUGCCCCCCAAAACCCCGGGCCCCCCACCCCACUGGCACGAAAUGCACGACGAAACAUUCUACAUCACCCAGGGAACCGUCCGCUUCCACGUCCCCGAAACGACCUCCAACACCCCGGGCAAGGACAAGAAGAUCGUGGACGCAAAGACGGGCGAUUACAUGGUCGUCCCCAUCCGCGCUCCACACACCUUCAGCAACCCGUCCGACGAGGAAGCCCGGAUCCUCUUCACCUCGACUCCGAGUUUCUAUAUCAAUUACUUCAAGCUCCUGAGUCAGCUGGCGAAGCCGGAUCAGCCCGUUCCCGCCGAGGUGAAUGUGCAGGCCAUGGCGAUGUUUGCUACCAUUUUGGCGGAUAAGAUGCCGAGGAAGCCCGAGUAA